Messenger RNA from Pseudogymnoascus destructans, 1781 nucleotides. RefSeq lists its product as uncharacterized. Lineage: Eukaryota; Fungi; Ascomycota; Leotiomycetes; Thelebolales; Thelebolaceae. Bases 145 to 1362 code for a protein of 405 amino acids. The record is from RefSeq and is a predicted model, not a curated record. The transcript is spliced from 5 exons. Gene Ontology annotation, biological process: nucleosome assembly. Gene Ontology annotation, cellular component: nucleus; chromatin. Gene Ontology annotation, molecular function: chromatin binding; histone binding.
UCUGAAUUCAACCACAUCAAACUUCACCGUUCCCAACGACAUCUCACCACCCCCAACCCCACCUUCUUUGUACUAUCCAAGAAGAACCACACCUUGGACAAUACAACACCAUACUCGUCGUCCUCAAGUAUAACAGUAUUGAAGAUGUCUGAACCCAUUCGCAACAAGAGAAUGGACGGCGUCCCCACCGCCCCGACGCCACAAAACACGCCCGCGAACAACGCUCCUAUUUCAUCCCAUGCUCAGCAGCCAGGUGUCUCAAGCAUUAAAGAAGAGGAAUUUGACAGAGCCGCUGCCGCCUCAAUCUUCGCACAAAACCCAAAGCUUGUCCAGAUGAUUCAAGGAAAGCUCAGCUCGCUGGUUGGCCAGUCAUCAGGAUACGUCGAGUCACUGCCAACACCUGUACGCCGCCGUGUCGCUGGUUUGAAGGGUGUCCAGAGGGACCACUCAAAGUUGGAGGCCGAAUUUCAAGAGGAGGUCCUACAACUGGAGAAGAAGUACUUCGAGAAAUUCACCCCGCUCUACCAGAAGCGCGCCGCGAUCGUGAAUGGUACCGCCGAGCCCACCGAAGAUGAGAUCAAGGCUGGCGAGGAGGGCGAGGGAGAGGAAGAGAAAGACAAGUCAGAAGCUGCCGUCAAGCCAGAAGAGACUACGGAUGCUAUCACUGGUAUUCCAGAGUUCUGGCUCUCUGCCAUGAAGAACCAGAUUUCUCUUGCAGAGAUGAUCACUGACAGAGAUGAGGCCGCCCUCAAGCACCUCACUGACGUGAGAAUGGAAUACCUCGACAAGCCUGGGUUCCGUCUGAUUUUCGAAUUCGCCGAGAACGACUUCUUCACCAACACGACCAUUACGAAGACAUAUUUCUACCAGAAUGAUAGCGGCUAUGGCGGUGACUUCAUCUACGAUCACGCUGAAGGCGACAAGAUUGACUGGAAGGCCGGCAAGGACUUGACUGUUCGCAUCGAGAGCAAGAAACAGCGCAACAAGAACACCAAGCAGACCCGCGUUGUCAAGAAGACCGUGCCUACGGAGUCAUUUUUCAACUUCUUCUCUCCUCCAAAGGCACCGACGGAUGAGGACGAUGAUGAUUCUGCAUCCGACAUCGAGGAGCGCCUCGAGUUGGACUAUCAGCUCGGAGAAGACAUUAAGGAGAAGCUCAUCCCGCGUGCCGUAGACUGGUUCACCGGAGAGGCUCUCCAGUUUGAGGAGAUGGAUGAUGAUUUGGAAGAACAUGAUUUCGAAGAUGACGAUGAUGAAGAAGAUGACGACCUUAGCGAAGACCACGAUGACGAGGAUGAGUCUGAAGAAGAUGAUGACAAUGCCAAGCCAAAGCAGGAGGCUGCCGAGUGCAAACAAAGCUAAAUCGACUGAUAUCUCACCUGGUUGGAAUACUACAAAACAGCGAUGGCACACCCCCGCCACCUAGUUACCGCCCAGAGCAGAACAGAAUCAGCGUCAGAGCCCCAGUCCAUCAUAAUGGACGUUCCGCAUGAGGCCUUGCAGUAAUUAUGGAUUGAGAAUUUGCAUAGGUGUUUGUUUUACUGGAGAUUUAGUUUUGGUUUCGUUACCGCUAGAUUUUAAUACGCUACCAAACUCUAGCAACUUUAUUAACGAAACCUCAAAAUACUUUGUUUAUUCAAAGAUACAUCUGUUGCAAACUAGUCCAGCUGCUACCCAAGUCAUAGAAAAGUUUGUAGCUAGCGAUCGAUCCGAUAAAAGUAAAUACUUGCCUUUGACGUACAUGCUUUUUGCCAAGGACACAUUAUUUGAAUAUUGUCACG